AUGCUGCUAAACAAUCUACCGCUGGAGAUCCUAGAGCUCAUUGUGCUCCAUGUCUCCGUUCGGGACCUCUGCCAUGUAAUAGCAACAUCGCAUCGCCUUUGCGACUUAUUGCAGCCGAGGCUCUUCACCAAUGUGAAACUAUCCGACAUCUAUGGAUGCAAAGAGGGUCCUGCCUUGUCUUAUAGAGUCAGUAAGUUUCUGUAUGCUGUCGUCCGAAACCCGAGACUAGCCCAUCACGUUCGUACCUUGGAAGUCUCAGGCUGGAACGUAAAUGGAUUCGACAUUGAAUAUCGUGAAGAAGAAAAGAAGGCCAGAUUUGACCGAGGUCUUGCCGAAAAACUAGUCGAGGAACCGCAUGGGUAUACUGAGGGCGAAAGGGCUCAAUGGCUUGAAGACCUCGAGGAAUUUCAGACCGAGGCAUGGGUGGCUUUGCUACUUCCGAAAUUAGAGAAGAUAUGGAAACUGAGCCUGGAUUGGCCCCAAGAUUCAACACAUAUCCUGAAUAUGUUUCGGAAGGCUGGUGAUCGCAGUGAACCUGUUUUCCUCAUCUCGAGGAAAGAGGAUGGUGGCUCAAUACCGGCUUAUUUUCUCAAUCCAUUUUUCAAAUUCCCCUCGAUGCGCAAAUUGGGCUGUUCACGACUAAGAGACCAGAAACGUGAAGAAUGGGGCCCCGAACUGGGCAAUGAUGAGCCUCCCCUGGAGAAGGAUGUCCUCCAGCCGUACUGCUCAAAUAUCACCGCAAUCGACAUUGCGCAGGCAUGUUGUUUUGAUGGACUGCGAGAAUGGAUCCAAGCGUGCAAAACUCUGAAAUCAUUCCGGACUUCGCUUUUGCUGCACAAAUCCACACUGGAGGCCAUCUGGAUUGACCGAUCCUCGUUUGGCGAUGGCAACGAUGGAUGGAUGGGAUCUUUCGCAGAAUUCACCGCUUUGAAAGCUCUUGCCAUCACCUUGCCAGGGCUUGUGGGAGUUGCCUACGGAGGAAACCGUCAUGAAGAUCCCCCACGAAAACUUCGGAAGCUCCAAGACGUCCUUCCUUCGUCGUUGGAGACACUUUAUCUUGAUCUGGACGAAAGAUUUUGCUUCAGCCAGGCUUUAGAUGAUCUGUCAGACUUGGUUGCAUCGAGGGAAUUCCCCCAACUCGUGACAAUCCAUCUGAACCGCGUUAUCAAACAUGAGAACCGGGAGAAAGUUGCCUGGCUAAAGAAGGUCUGUGAAAAGGCCGGGGUCCAGGGAUUUUUUUCACACAAACACAGAGGAUAUCGAUACGAUGUGCUCUGGAUGCUGAGCAACAGGUCUCUUGAGCCAAUCUGGCCUUUCAACAGGGCUGAAGACCUUGGAUGGUACUUUCUUGAGGCAUCAGAUACGAAGUGA
Messenger RNA from Penicillium chermesinum, 1371 nucleotides. RefSeq lists its product as uncharacterized. Gene Ontology annotation, molecular function: protein binding. NCBI's taxonomy places the organism in Eukaryota, Fungi, Ascomycota, Eurotiomycetes, Eurotiales, Aspergillaceae. The transcript has 3 exons. The record is from RefSeq and is a predicted model, not a curated record. Bases 1 to 1371 code for a protein of 456 amino acids.